AUGACUUCCACAACAUUGCGUGAAAUGUUAGUUAAACAAGAACCUCGAUCUGUUAGUUAUUGCUAUGUGUGCUCCGGACCUAGAGCUGAUUAUAUGCUGUUUUCUAAACCGUUUGGCGAUCGUCCCUUUUUCCCCUUCCUGGAGCACCACCAAGCGCCCGAAAGCGCAGAGACCAUGAAACCUGAUGGCAGAGUGUUUGCUUGUUUGGUUUGUUACACGCUGCUAACCCAGCAAUGGGAUUCGUACGAGAAAAGCAAAACGCCACAAAAUAAGAGGAUAUAUUGGUUGAAGAGACUGGAUGGAGGUCCAUUUGCGGGCAUGGACCUAAACUUGCAGCAGGAUUACGAAUCGCUGUUCGAGGCUUCGAAUGCUGCGGUGGAACAGGCAGAUGUUCGUCCCAAGCAAAAGAACAUCAGGGGUCAUAAUAUGCUGACUAUGGACGUGAAGCCGAAGUUAAACGACCACAUGGAGCAAGGGUUCCCUGGUGGGUUUGGGUUCGUGAAUCAAGGCGGCGAAACCGUGGCAACCAACAUUCUGGACUUGAGCAUGUCCACCAGGACUCCUUCUCGUUCUUCUUCUUCGGCAUCUCCCGGCAUGAACGCCGAAGCGUGCUAUCUUUGCGGACAAGAAUCGAAAAUCGUCAACAACGUCUUCGCCAAACCGAUCGCCAACUGUCCCUAUUUUCCCAGCAUCGCAGUGCACCCGAAGCCUCCGAAUGCCAAACCGAUGGAUGCCAAUGGCCGAGUCCUGGCCUGUGAGCAGUGCCAUAAAGUUCUGCUCCAGCAGUGGGACUGUUAUCAAAGACAGAAUGUUCCUCAUAGCGAACGCGUAUAUCAGUUGAGAGCUCCCGACAUUGUCGUCAAGAGCGAACCUAAGGACAAAACCUUCACAUGUUAUACAUGUGGAAUGAUAUCGCAGGUCUCUGUUCAGAGAUUCAUCUCUGCUUUCCCAGAGAAAGAAGGGGACCCAUAUUUUUCUUUUCUUCUGAACCACAUGCCACAUCCCGGUGCCAACAAACUGGUUGAUGGCAAAGCUGCCGUCUGUUCACUCUGUUACAAGACCCUUUUCCGCCAAUUGCGCGUCUACGAAGUUUCCGACACUCCCGAAGAGCGUCGUAAAUAUAAAAUUUUAAACGAUUCUGUGGUGGAGAAUUUUAGCGUCCUUCGACAGCACCUGAAGAGUGGCGGGCAGCCUAGAGAGCCCGACUCGAAACCCGUCUGUUAUGUUUGUGAAUCUCCGAACGAUGUGGUGUUUUUUGUCAAUUCCCUAGCGAACGGAGAGAUGUUUUUCCCAUUUCUUCGGAAUUUGCCGAAGCCGACCUCGGGUGCUCCGAUCGACGAUCAAGGCCGCAUAAAAAUCUGCGGCCAGUGCCAUAAGUCUCUCACGUACCAAUGGGACGCUUUCGAGCACGCCCUCAUUCCGAUCAAUCAGAGGCAAUACAAAAUCGCCAACUCCAAAGAUUUUUCGAUCGAAAGUUCUGGACAACCAUAUCCCCUCGAGACAUCUCGUGUGGGUGGCAUCGUUAGAGAAGAGGUCCAAGAUGUCAAGAGAGUUGCAAACGACAGUUGCAGUCUGUGUGAAAAGCCUCUAAGCUCUGACAAUGCAUGUUUCAUCGAAACCAUGCCAAAUGAAAAAAGCAUGUAUUUUCCCUCCAUCAGGCUACUUAUAAAACCUGGUUCUACCAGUGGCAUGGACCAGUUUGGUCGUAUCCUGGCAUGCAACCAGUGCCAGUCGAUACUGAAAAACCAAUGGGAAGUGUUCGAAUCCGCUCACGUGCCACAUACCCAGAGGCAAUACGAAAUUUUCCCACCUCAGCGAGAACACGUAUUGCAUUUCAACAACGACCCACACUUGGCGGGAGCCAGCUCGGCACUCCACAUUCAAGUCUCUUCUCCCGAUCUGAAGGUGGACUUGACGAAGCAUUCCUCCGGUAUCGAACCCUUGCUCACCACGGUCAACACUCUACCGUCAUCGACCAUGACCGUGACCAAUGCUCAGCUUUCCGGUCCAGGUCCCAGGAUAGCGGAAGUCAAGCCGAUCCCGGUCAAGCCUCAGAGCAAUCCGGACGAACCCAUGCCCAGGAUAUGUGGUCCUCUGGAUGUCCCGUUUGUUCGUCCCAUCCUCCUUGGGCCAAUCAACUGUUUCGUUUGCGGCGAGCAUAAUGCCAGUGGUCUCAUCUAUGCGAUAAAAUCCUUGCCGACAGUUCCCAUCGGCGUGGAUAAGCCACCGGAAGAUGUGCCAUUUUUUCCGUUUCUCUCCAAACAUCCGGCUCCGGAUGGCGCCGAGAAGAUAGCCAACGACGGCUCGGCUCUUGUGUGCGUGUUCUGUUACCACUCUCUGAUCUCACAGUGGCUGGCUUACGAAUCUUCUCCCUUUCCGGAGGAUGCCAACAGGUGGCAUCGGCGGUACAACACGCACAAUUACGUGUGCUACAUUUGCGGCAUCACCACUUACCGUAAGCGAGUGUGCACUAUAUCGGUGCGAGACUUUCCGUUCUUGUUGGAACACUCUAGGCCGCCGGGUGCUUUGACGGUUUUGAACGGCGAAUGUGUGGUCACCUGUCAGACCUGUUACGAAUCGAUAACUUCCCAGUGGAAGGAUUUCGAACGGAUGAAAGUGCCCGUAGAAAUGAGGAAGUAUAAUUGGAUUGUCAUGCCGCCUCCACCUGAUGAUGAGAAUAGCAGGGGAUGUCAGAUUUUGUCGGAGUCGGGGGGUUCGAAAACAUGCCGACUCCGACUGCGGAAGACUAAUUUCAACAUUUGUUUCUUUCCAGGCAUCCCUCAUGGCUUGAAGCCCCCACCUCCCCACCUGGGCAUGCCCCCCGCGCCCUACGGCUUAUCCAAGCCGGUGGUCCGCAAUGUGAUGUCUCCCGUCCACCAGGGCAACUCUCUGCCCAAUGCCGGCUUCUCUCCUUUCGGAAACAACGUCAAUUCUGCCCUCAAUGCCACUAGGACGUCCAGCUUUGCUGCAGCCCUCAGGAAACUGGCCAAGCAGGCUGUGGAUCCCAGUACAGAAAAAGACCUGUCUCCGAUCUCCCCUGCAGCUUCACCAUCAUCCAGUCAACCGUCAUCCACUCACCCCAGGCAUCAUGGACCACCUGUUCCCAUGUACAUGAAUAGCCAUAGUUCCGCCCCGCCUCAUCAUGGUUCCUCUCCCCCCAUUGGCUCAGUGCCGCCGUUACAGAGCUCUCAGGGAAAGGCUUUGGAUUUGGGCCGAUAUUCCAGCAGCGGAAGAAAUGGAAAUGGUCCCGAAUCUUCCGUAGUCAAGAUGGAAAAUUCAAAGUACAUCAGCAGUUCUACUGACAAAAGAAUGGAAUCUGGAUCUGGGAACAAAUAUCUAUCCAGUGGUAUUCCUAUGAAUGCUCACCACGAACAUCCUUCAUCCCGCGGUUUCCAACCCUAUAGGAAUUCGGAAGAACGUCGUCCAACACCACCACAGAUGUACAACCCUUCACCGCCGCCCACCACCAUGAGUGGAUAUGCGUACCAUCCUUCGCAUCCCCUAUCUUCGCAGAUGCCCCCUCAGCCGUACAGGUUAGAAGAAUCCGUGUACAUGGAGCGCUAUGGCUUAUUGCGCCCUUCGGUAAUGCCUUACCCCCCCAGCUCUAACAUGCUUUCCCAUCCUCGGGCACCUCUUUACCCAGCAAGUCACUAUCCUCCGGAAUUACUGCCUCAAUCAAUGCGCUCCCUGCCGCCUUCUAACAGCGCCACCUAUCCUCCUUCCAGAUAUGCCCAGGAGGAAGAAAACUCUAGUGAUAGCAGAGAGAUGUUGAGGAAACGGGAAAUGGAGAUGUACAGGGAACGAGAGAGGUACGAGGAAGAGCGUGAAAAUGCCAACAGGGAACUGGAGUACCUCAGGAAGGAGAGGGCCCACAUGAGGCAAAGCCCCAUCUCCAUACCCCACAGCACCACUAGGAGUGAAAUGCAAAUGGAAGAAAAAGGACACAUGGGAUCAAUAACCCACGGCACACCUCGCGAUUACAUCAGAAGACCCUCUCCGCCUACUUCUUCAGUUCCUUUGAAUCUGGCAACAAAUGUGAAUAGCGUAGAGCAUGAAAUGAAGGCGAAGGAAGAAUACAACUCCAGGCAUCAGAGGCAUCACAACAACAGUGUCGCAAACGGCCAGCUGCAUCAUAGAAGCAAAAACCACCAUGUUUACAGAAAAGAAAGUGAUGCUCCUCCGUAUAAAAUACAAUACCAUUUAAAUUCGGUGAGUUACCAUCAAAAGCAGCCUUCGAAUCCGGAAAGCUCGGAGAACAAGACAUCUGUGCCUUCAAAAAUUUUCCCGUACUACGUCGAGCAAGACUACCAAAAAUCCGACGUGAUCGAAACCCGCACCUUGAGCAUGGCGUCUGUGAUCAAUUCCCAAAUCAACGGAAUAUUCGCCCGCGAAAAGUUUCCCUCCAACAACAGCUACGACUAUUUCAACUUCCCCCCCAGCUCCGAAACUCAGAGUAAACCCAAAGCGGAAUCCAAAGCCAAUCUGCCUUCCCGCGAGAGUUUUGUGAUACAGACGAAGUCGUCGAACGACGAUAAAUACGAGAACCUGGACUCUGGCAGUAAUAAGAUUCACUUCGUCAAAAGCGAACAGGCGGUGUCUCAUAACGAGUCUACCAAGUUUGCGCCGAUUUAUAAGCCAAGGGAAGCGUCUUUGACCCGCGCCCUUUUGCAGAAUCAUGUGGUACCACCGAGUUAUCGAAACGAAAGCAGUGCCCUUGAGGAAGUGGGUCCGAAGGUCGUCAGCACUCUGGACUUGAGGGAGGUCAGGAUGAGGAAGAGAAGACAGGCGCCGGAUUUCGUGGAAAGCGAGGAAUCCGAGCCGGAUUCAGACGAAGAAGAUGCUUUGCGGUAUAAGAGGUUGUUGACCAUCACCAAGGGGCCCCCUGUGAAGAUUGCUAUGGAUCCAAAGAAAACUAAAUUUCUUGCAUACUUUGGUCUAACUACUCAUACAAGAAAGCAGAUUAUAGAAAUCAAGAAAUGGGUUCGGAGGCACCAAAUCUUGAGGGAGAAGAGUUGUAGUCCGGUCUUUGAAAAACCAAAGGAACCAGUCAUCGAGUACGACGAGAAACACUUGGCCGAACUGUCGAAGAGACUCUGCUUCGCCGAAGACUUUGGAGCCAAAACUGAAUUUUUCAAGAUGUUUGGGUUGAUGUUUGUGCCACCAGAACAAAAAGAGGAAAAAGAAAAAAUUCAAAAAGUUGUUGAAACAGAAAAGUUACGGCGGCAUGGCUAUCUUCCUCCGAGUGAUCUGUGUAUUGAAUUGCAAGGACAUCACUUGAAAAAGCGAGGCUAUAAUAACUUGAACGUUUCAAAACUGACCAAUGCCAAGAGACCAAACUUGGGUCCAUGUGAUAACGAUUCGGCGAGGCAGAAUGGUCCUUCAGAGAAGUCGUCCAAACUGCAAACCUCAUCGGCCCCAAAGUUGUCUGCAUUUCUCAAACCUCCGUCGAGGACUCCUGUGACUUUACCAGUUCCACCCCUCAUUCCUUCCAAUCAAGUAGUCACCAUCACCGAACCCCCCAAGGACUCCAUUAAAAAUGUCAUCACCUCUAAGGAUCCACGAGUUCGUCAAAUCAACAUGGACUUUGUUCAGGAGUUUCAUAAAUCAGUAUUGCAGACAACACAAAUGCAAUUAGCUGAGAAGAAGAAUCUCCCGAGCAAUGUUCACAUGGAACCUUCCAUCAAAUUAUCUCCCGUUUCGAGUCCAGAGAAAGAUGAUUGGUCCCCAGAAGAGCCCAGGUCCAAUUUCCAUUGGCCCGGUAUAGAAGCAAUAAUGGAGUCCUAUGAGUGCCAUAUUUCUGAGCAAACUGCAGAAAAGAAAUUCCUUAUUGACAGCUGCCAAAAUUUAAAAGCCUUAAUUCAAGAAUCAAACAUUCAAAUCGAGUGCCUUGAACGAAAAACUAAGGAAAAGUUGCAAGAAAAGCAACAGUUGGAUUUUGAAACACAAAAACUGCAAAAGAGCCUUGAAACUUUAAAAUCUUUCAUUCAGCGAUUUAGGUAACAUUAAUAACAAUAAAAUGCUGCAUUGAAAAGAAAGAUUUCAAGCCCAUUUUCUGAUUUAUGUGGAUUUUAC
Uloborus diversus is the source of this 6072-nucleotide messenger RNA. RefSeq lists its product as uncharacterized. NCBI's taxonomy places the organism in Eukaryota, Metazoa, Arthropoda, Arachnida, Araneae, Uloboridae. The transcript is spliced from 18 exons. The record is from RefSeq and is a predicted model, not a curated record. The coding region runs from base 1 to 6000 and encodes 1999 amino acids.